UUUGUUUGUUUACCACCCUCCUCUCGGUGCAUUAGUGUUAGUGAUUGUUGUUCACGUUUCAGAGAACGAAUGUUCCACGCGACCUGUCGACGAUUCGACCUUAUUUCGCCAUUCGCCUUCUUCGACCAGGAAAGUUCCGAAGACCUGAUUCACUGCCAAAAGAGGUGCUCGCCAUAGCUGCCCGUCCUUUCGUGGUGUGAGUGAACUCGCUGGCGGGAGGGGAAGCGCGACACAACGGAGAGGGGAGCCCGCCGACGGAGGCAGCGAUCGACGGCGGCAGCGGCGGCAGUUUCAGUUGUUGUGCGGUGUCGAGAGGAGGCCCUGUCGUGAGUGUCCGUUUCGCCCAAACUCAUUCUCUCAAAUCUCUCAAAUCCAGUGGGAAAAAAGAGUGAAAAGCGGUGCGGAACAAGUGCUUCUUGAUACUCACGUGCUUCGCUGCGAUUCAACGAUCAGCGUAAUAGAGAGCUCGCGGCCACUGCGAUGCCGAGUUGACCAUGUGCGCGCCCUUUAGGCACCCAUAAGGCAUGACUGGCCGACGCAUGGCCGACGACGACGACGAGCCCGGCCGGCCCCCCGGCCGCCGCCCUCGGGUGGCACCCCUAGUGCUCGCGGCCGCCACGAUCGCCCUGUUAGCAGGGCUCGGGCAACCCGCCGCCGCCCACCUGACCCCCAACACCGACAUCUCGCCCGCCAGGAAUCAAGGAAUUUGCAACAAAGGCAUUGACAUCCGCAACAACGUGCAGCACUUUGACCGUCUACGCGGUUGUAGGGUAGUCGAAGGCUCUGUGCAAAUCGUGCUGAUGGACAAGGCCAAAGACGAAACAGAGGACGAACUUUUCCGCAACAUUUCGUUCCCCGAGCUCCGCGAGAUCACCGGCUACCUGCUGCUGUACCGCGCGAAUGGCUUUCGCACCCUGUCGCGCCUCUUCCCCAACCUGUCGGUCAUCAGGGGCAACAUCCUCUUCUUCAACUACGCGCUCGUCAUCUACGAGAUGCGAAAUCUGCACGAGAUCGGACUGCACUCGCUCACACACAUCCUCCGUGGCUCGGUGUACAUUGAAAAGAACACCAACUUGUGCUAUGCCGACACCAUCGACUGGGACCUCAUUACCAAGGCUGAAAAUGUCGAACACAUCAUCAACGAUAACAAGGAGAGGAACGAGUGUCCCGGCUGUGCGGAGAAGAAGUGUCCUAUGUCGGCAGCCAAGAACGAACCCCUCUGCUGGAACAGGCAAUACUGCCAAAAAGCGUCCUCCACUUGUCCAGAGUCGGCUAACUGCAGCUCAAAGCAGUGCAAUGAAAAUGGAGUUUGCUGCCAUGAAAACUGCAUCGGCGGCUGCUUUGGCGAGGGCGCAGACAAGUGUGUUGCCUGCAAAAACGUCGUCUUCAAUGGAAAAUGCAUUUCAAAGUGUCCAGUUGGCACUUAUGAGUACAUGAACCAAAGGUGCAUAGAAGAGGCAGAAUGUCGAAAUAUUUCCAUCUCAGACACACCAGACUCAAUAACUUCCAAGUCAAUGAUUCCUUUCAACAACUCGUGCACACUGGAGUGCCCGCCGAACCACCAGGAGAUGAUGGUUGAGGGCAAGAAAGGCCUCGCAGUAUCAACUUGCAAACCCUGCUAUGGCUCUCAGUGCCGCAAAGAGUGCGAAGGAAUAAAUGUUGAGUCGAUCCAGACGGCGCAACGCUUGCGAGGCUGCACCUACAUCAAGGGUGGCUUGGAAAUCACCAUUCGAGGAGGAAAAAACAUUGUGCGUGAGCUGGAGGAGAAUCUGAACUCUAUUCGGGAGAUUGAGAACUACCUAAAGAUUGUGCGGUCAUUCCCACUGGUGUCGCUCAAUUUCUUGAGGAAUCUUACCAUCAUCCAUGGCAAAAAGCUUGAUCAGGACAAAUAUGCAAUCGUGAUUCGAGACAACACAAACCUGCAAGAACUAUGGGACUGGAGUCAUGGCAAAAAUCUCACUGUGUCUGAUGGAAGAUUGUUCUUCCACAACAACCCAAAAUUGUGCUUUAACAAAAUCGUUGAGUUAAAAGACAAAACAAACGCCCCUGACUUCACUGACACAGAGGUUGCACCCGACUCAAACGGCGAUAAAAUUGCUUGCAACGUGACCGAGCUGAAGGCAUAUGUGCAGAAAUAUGGCCCAGAAGGGGUGAUCUUGGCGUGGGAGUCUUACAAACACCACGAUCCAAGGGAAUUGCUUGGCUACGUCAUUUACUAUAUUGAGGCGCCGUCUAAGAAUAUCACAUUCUUCGAUGGAAGGGAUGCUUGCGGAAAUGACGGGUGGAUGGUGGAUGAUGAACCACCUUCACCCGACUCGGCUCAGGUCAACCAUCUGAUUGGACAUCUCAAGCCCUACACGCAAUACGCCUAUUACAUCAAGACCUACAUGCUUUCAUCUCGGCACUCCAAAGCCCAGGGCGCUCAAAGUCCACUGCAAUAUUUCCGUACCAAACCUGCAGUUCCAUCUGUACCUCGUAAUCUCAAGGCCACCUCAAACUCCAGCUCGGAGAUUGUUGUUCAGUGGAUGCCACCUUCUGAGCCUAAUGGAAACAUUACCCAUUACGUUAUAGAAGCCCAGCUGGAGGUGCAAGAGAAGAGCUACUUAGAACAACGGGACUACUGCAAGGAGAAAAUUUACUCGGUGCCUGAAAAGAAAACAACAGUGCCUCAGGUUUUGAAUCCGUUCACCAAAGAAGAUGAAAAAUCGUCCAAGUCUGGCACAUGCGCCUGCGAAAGUAAAAAGAGCCACCAAUCGGCGGAUGAGGGAGAAGUGCAGUACCAAAUCACAUUCGAAGACUACCUGCAUAACAAUAUCUACAUCAAGAGGCCAUCAACGGACAACAGACGUCGAAGGCGUGAAAUUUCCUCGUACCUCAGCCAAGGACAAUCUACUUUUGAACUGUCCAAGGACGCCACUCGGGGUGGUGAGUACCUCUUCCCUGAGUCUUCGGACAAGGGUGCCAAUGCAACACCACAGCCACCAGUCCAGCCUCAGAAUGUGAUGGAAAACGAUCGGUACAUAUACUACAGGACUGAGGUCAAGGACACCAUGAUUGUCCUCAAACAGCUCAAACACUUUGGUGCUUACACCAUCUCGGUGUCGGCCUGCAGAGAACAAGUGCCCAAUGAGACCAACCCCCAGCACUGCAGCACCAUGAGUAUGGUCAAUGCCAGAACCAACAAGCUUGAUAAUGCCGACAAUCUCGAUGCAUCCCGAAUUUUCCUUGAGGUGGUAAAUGCAACUCAGGAAUCAAAUGGGAGAGUCAGAGUCAAGUGGGAUGAGCCUGCCGAUCCUAACGGGAUCAUAGUGGCUUAUGUUUUGGAGUACAGAAGAGUUGAUUCAGAGUCUGUAAAGCCAUUUGAAGAGUGCAUCUCGAGACAAGAUUAUCAAACUGGAAUCAACUCUUACGUUAUUGGUGAUGCUCCGAGAAGUUUGCAGCCUGGCAAUUACAGCUUCAGAAUUAGAGCAACUUCCCUUGUUGGGCAAGGAGAACCGUCGCCAUACAAGUACUUUGUCAUCGAGAAACCAUCUUCAAAGCCAAGUCAGUUCUUCAUCCUGGUCAUUUUCAUCAUUGCCUGCCUGUUCAUCGUCGCAGUGUGGCUACUUCUGCAGAACCACCGCAAGAAGACCCAUCUGGCUAAUAUGAAAAUCAUUGCCACUGUCAAUCCAGAAUACGUCAGCACAAUUUAUGUUCCUGACGAGUGGGAGGUUCCAAGAAAGAAAAUUGAGUUCAUCAAGGAGCUUGGCCAGGGUUCAUUCGGAAUGGUAUACGAAGGAAUUGUGAGAGACAUUCAGGGCAAGUCAGAAGCCGCUUGCGCAGUUAAGACUGCUGGUGCUCAAGCCACCGAGCGAGAGAGGAUGGAGUUCCUAAAGGAGGCUUCCGUCAUGAAGGAGUUUAAAACUCAUCACGUGGUUCGACUGCUUGGAGUUGUUUCUCAAGGAUGUCCAGAACUGCCUGCGUUAGUCAUCAUGGAACUAAUGGCCAACGGGGACCUCAAGACAUACCUCAGGUCUCAUAGGCCAGAUGAAACAAAUAAUGAUCCUAACAUGAAACCCCCUACUCUCAAGAGGACCCUUCAGAUGGCAAUCGAAAUUGCUGAUGGAAUGGCUUACUUGGCAUUCAAAAAGUUUGUUCAUCGAGACUUAGCUGCCAGGAACUGCAUGGUGGCCGCAGAUAUGACUGUUAAAAUCGGCGACUUCGGCAUGACCAGAGACAUUUACGACACUGACUAUUACAGGAAAGACACGAAAGGGCUCUUGCCAGUUCGAUGGAUGGCGCCUGAGAGUCUUAAAGAUGGCAUUUUCACCAGUGCUUCGGAUGUGUGGAGUUAUGGAGUUGUGCUGUGGGAAAUGGCUACACUUGCCCUCCAGCCUUAUCAGGGCUUGUCCAAUGACCAGGUGUUGCGUUAUGUAAUCGACGGUGGCAUGAUGGAGCCGCCCGAGAACUGUCCGCAGCGCCUGUACGACCUAAUGAAGCUGUGCUGGCAGACAAAGCCCCAGAAGCGUCCAACCUUCCUGGAACUUGUGACCCGUCUGUUGGCAGACGUGGGUCCUGCGUUUGCCGAGGUCUCCUUUUACCACCAGCCUGACAACAAGGAGCUGCGAGACACUGCGGUGGCCUUGGUGAUUGCCAAGUCGAGGCCGCGCUCCGAGACGGUUCUGCUGCCGACCCGAGGGGACAUCGAAGACUUCCACCUGGGGCCGGACAGCGAGUCAGAGGACAACGAGGACGUGGGCGAGGCGGCCGCCCUGACGGCGCCACGCAACCCCUCUCCCCUCCGAAGCUACCCUGCCCUGAGUCGAAGUCCCGUGGAGCAGCGGCCGGCGGCCAACAACAACCAAGGCGACGCCAAAGUGGGCAACGGCGGAGGGACGGCGGCCAAUGGCUACCUCGGCCACCACCUCAACCACCGGCACAACCACGUGAACGCUUCGUCGUCGGCCGGAGAGCCGCACAAGACCACCGAGUGCUAACCUUUGUUCACCCGCGAGAACACCAACAAGACUCUGUGAGCGGCGGCCGCGCACGAUCUCGGCGUUCGCGCUUCCCUCUUUCGGAAUAAACAGGGAGGCGUGAGGAUAGUGCAUUUUACUGUGCGGCACGCUCGGACUUCGGAGCCCUAGUGGUGUUGGUUUCUCGCUGGGUGCGGCUAGAGAAUUGAACUGAUAAUUGAUUCUUGUUGUUGACUCGGUUUUAUUUAUUCUGAAUUUAAUCCGUAAUGGCAUCAAGUCACGUUGAAAGUCUGCAAUUUUAUUUAUUCUAAGUUUUUACUUUAGCUGUAAGAGUUAGACUAUUACUCUAUAUAUGAAUAUUAUCAUGGUAGACUCAAAUUUUGAUCGACCGAAUGAUUGCUUGCUGGGAGAGAUUUUCCGAGUGCAGGGUUGUUUGAUUUUCAUACCCGUGAGUGGUUUUCCGAUUAGAGCUGCGGUUAAUUGGAUAAGUUUAAAGGCCCAUUAGACCAUUGGUUGGAGCUUCUUAAUUUUCUUUUACCAAAGUCAUUUUUUUAGUCACAAUUCUCGUAGAUAAAUUUAGAUAAAUUUGAACACUUUAGUUUCUGAAUCUUGAAGUUUAAGUUGGAAUAAUUCCUUCAAUCAAAAGGUUUAAAUACGAGGGUCCUUUAAGUCACGCGUAUACUUGAAAUUGCCUCGAAUCGAGGAGUGCGGUUUGCUCUUUAGGAAACCACUCUGACAGCAACUACAACUCAGGUUACCAGAACCAACCGGGCGGCGCCUAUUCUUGCUCUGGUUUUACUCUCAUUCACAUUCUUUUCUGUAGUGUUGCAUCCGAAAUCGCGGACGGGGCCUCCGGAAAAUAUGGAAGUUGACCGCUGUGGCGACCGACAAUACUCAUUAAUAUUUUAGUUGUACAAACUUUUUCUGGUCGAGUCAUGGACUUGAAAUCUAGUAAUAUUAUUCAAAAAAUAAAAUACAACAUUCUGUCUCUCUCUUAUGACGCAAAACAGCAUUUUUCGGAGCAUUUACAAUCGUCAAAAGAUACAAUAAUUUUCAGCCACUGAAAAACGUUGCCACUCAUAUUAUUUUACUUUGUCUGAUUUUCUCUAUCAUAACCACAGCUCAGUGAUUUCCCUAAAAAAAUUGAAGACUCGGGGGCCCGCGUCUAUUAGACCAAGUGCUGAAAACUACACGCAAAGUUCCUCGGUUUUGUUACUCGUCUGACCAAAAUAAAUCGGAUGUAGGUGGUAGUAGUAUUAUUAAAUCCGCGCAUAUUACUUUAUUUCCGGGCGCCCUCUAAUAAAAAUCGAACUUGAAACACGAAUAAUAUGAAUAACUCUUGCCAUGGCCUAUUCGAAUAAGACGAGCAGCAGCACAAUAAUGAAAAGUUCUCUGCAAUACACUCACUCACUCUCACACACGCACUGUAUAGAAAAGAAAUGCACGAAAUAAAUUCUCGGCAGCUGUUGAUUUUUGAACUAAAAAGAAGUACGUACGAAGAAAAACCCCACAGUAUAGUCGUGGCCGAGUCGGCCGGCCGACGACAAGCUCAAAACACUCCAGACACACACGUAGCUGUAUUGAUUUGUGCCAAAAUUUCUCACCAAAAGAGCUUUUACCGCUAAAAACUUUUAUACAAAAACGGAGAGGGGAAACUGAAAAAUCUGCCCGACCGAGAGAUUAUCUAUCACUUUUGGGAAGCGAGUAAUUUUUUAUACGAGUGAAUUUUUAUAAAAAUCGAGGUAGUCGCGAAACUGUAGAGAAAAUUUCCCGAGCAGACACACGUGCAUUAUUACCACUUGAGAGAAACAAAAUAGGUCAAUGGCUCAUAAAUAGACAAACACAUGAACACAAUUCAAUUUGCUUUGGUCGUGGUAAAAUGACUGAUUAAAUUUUUUAAAUCCCAUAUGAUAUUUUGUUUGAAACUAUUGAAUAUGUUCAACUCUUUUUAUUAAUUCGUAUUGGCUAGAAAAAGAGUCAUUCUGCCACUUCUAUUCGCAGAAAAUCUUGCGUUGCUUCCGUUCAAAUUUGUACGAAGAUUUGCAAACGAGACAUUUGAGAACGAUAAUAAUUAAACAACCAGCCCGCAUCGUGAAAAAGCAAUGUGGAGCAAAAGAAGGGAUCAUUGAUGAGAAAUUGUUUUUCGGUGUCAUUCCAGCAUUACGAAUGAGGCAUAUCACGGUUGAUAGAAAGGUAACAAGCAGAGAGUCAAGAGACACAAUUUUUUCUCUGAUUGCGUAAUUGAAUUAAAUUUAAAAAUUUAUUGUCCACAUACAACAACAUCAACCUGAGAUGAGCAUUUUUUGUCUAACUUAAAAUUAAAUGUGAAUAAAAAAAAUAAUGAAACCCUAGGUGAAAUUAUGAUUAAAAACUGAUUAUUAAUAUAUUAUUUAAUUCUCGUUCGAAACCAUCAAGUAUAUUGAACUGGAACUUAAGCUGUAAGAUACACUUGUGUACCGCGCUCACAAAAUGAUGGAAAAUAUGAUACUUUAAUAUGAAACGCUUUAUAAUUUUUUUGUACGCACCAGAUGAUUUUUGCAGUUCAAACUCUCGAUUUUCCGCCCUGAUUGUUAAUUUUAUUUAUUACAUGCCUAUUUUUUUAUGGUUUUCCACGCGAUUCAAAUGUCAAUCAACCAAUUACUUACAUUGCUCUAUUUUUUUCCGUACACACAGGAGGCAGAUACACGAAGAAACAGCAACAGACAGAGUGUAAUAGAAGACUUGUUUUAACUUUAAAUGUAAUAAUAUACAAUUAUUUAUUUAUUGAGCAGAACGAGAUAGAAAAUCGCUAUGGUGAGAUGUGACAACUGAUCAAUGCAUUGAAAGAAAACACAUGUAUACCAAAUAGAAAAUUGUAAAUAAAGAAAAUAAUCCUUACAAAGUUCUGAAUUAAAAUAAACUA
This is a messenger RNA of Neocloeon triangulifer, 7857 nucleotides long. RefSeq names its product insulin-like receptor. Gene Ontology annotation, biological process: cell surface receptor protein tyrosine kinase signaling pathway; protein phosphorylation; positive regulation of MAPK cascade. Gene Ontology annotation, molecular function: insulin receptor substrate binding; insulin receptor activity; ATP binding. The record is from RefSeq and is a predicted model, not a curated record. The coding region runs from base 525 to 4976 and encodes 1483 amino acids. Gene Ontology annotation, cellular component: membrane; axon; insulin receptor complex. Lineage: Eukaryota; Metazoa; Arthropoda; Insecta; Ephemeroptera; Baetidae. The transcript is spliced from 19 exons.